AUGUCGGGUCAACCACAGGAGCAUGAUGCAUUACCUGGAGGUCAUCAAAUGCUUGAUCGUGACCACGAGCAGGAAAUACGACAUCGACAGCAUCAGGAUGCCGUUUACACCAGCACUUCAGACGUCUCUACGAAAGUUCUGCCUCAGAAUUAUGCUGCCUUGUCAAGUGAAAUGAUUGAAGUAAUUCCUGCUGAUGAUCUGAUGGCAGAGGCUGUUGAAGAAGUAGGCGAACUUGCUACUGGACGUCAAUACCUGUACGAAUACGAUAGUAUGGUUCACACACAACAUGACCAGAAUAUAAUCUAUCAGUUGUAUCAACCUUUGGAAACGGGUCAUGGUACGUUUAUCUGUCGGAUAUGCCUCGAGCUAGGGGAAACAGUUGAAUUUGUUAACAAAGCAUCAUAUACACAUCAUCGCUACAAAGUCCAUGGCUCUUACAAUCGCUUCCGCCAUCUUGUUGAAUCAAUCUGCAACUGUAGGUUCAUGCUACAUACAAAACAGCCGCAUAACAAGAGGCAAAUUAUGCACUGCUCUAGAAGUGAGCAUAAACUUAUACUUCAAUCGAGAAGGCACAGAUUGCCUUCAGUUCGAAUGAUGAAAGAAGGAGCUUGGUGCCCAGCUCAGAUUUCCUUUAAGAUUGACCCUAAAACGAGCAAAGUGGAUGCGUUUUAUCAGCUGUUCCACUACGGUCACGCAAAGGAAUACCGCGAUCUUCAAGAUAUUAUGGACAAUGCCGAUGUUUCGACGCCUUCUGGACUCGAUAUCGUAUUCCCGGAGAUGCCAUGUUGUCCAGCCGAUAGACCAAUGCAAUAUCUUCAGAUAGAUUUGAUAUCUGCCGACAGCUGUGUUUAUGUCAACAUGGUUUAUUCACACAUACUCAUAAUGACUGAUGUAAAAACUGGAUAUAUGUUUUGUAAGCCUAUACCUGAAGCUGGAACACGUCAAUUACUCAUUAGAAUCUUAACGGACAUCUUCCUUCAGUUUGGUGUGCCAGAAGGAUUCAGUUGUGGCCACUCUGUUACUGUGAUCCGAGAUGUUAUGAAUGCUAUUGCUGGCAUUUUUCGGGUCACGCUAAAAGAAAUAUUAUACGACAGGUCUACAUCGCCUUCCUUGACCCCCGACUACGAUAGCUUCUUGCGAGCUCUUUAUGAGCAAGCUAUGUUCGAGCUCCAAAGUAAGCAUAGGUGGGUGGAAAUGGUCCAGUUCACCACAAUGGUAUUGAAUCAAUCCGGAAAGAAGUCCGCUUUUGAGCGUAUGUUUAAUCGAAAACCAUACAACCUCCCCGAUCACAAGAUAGCACCAUGGCUAGUGGGUGAGGAGUUGUCCUUAGGAGAUGACGAUGGUCAUAUCGAUGUGGAAUAUGUUGAGCAAAUUGAAGAAAGUGCUGAAAGUGUCAGCGAGGAUCAAUAUCGUGCCGAUACACCUCGAUUCCAGAUUGGAGACAAAGUUUAUUUGCGCAAUUUUGAUACAGUGCCAAGUCGAGGGAAUACAUUACCAUAUCUAUACGGUUACAUCGGAGGUGUGGAUUGGGAAAAUAGCCCACAUUUUCCAUAUCGCGUACAUUUCUCAAAGUGUAAGGAUCCAUGGCCAAACGAAAAUUCCGUCAGUGCAUGGGUCAAUCCAUACGAUUUGUUGCCCGUAACACUUGGGCUACAUGUCUUACCUGAUGAUGAACGGGUGCAGGCCACAACGUCUCUACUGUGUUCAUGUGGUGGAGGACAGUUCGGCACUCCUUGUCCUUUGUUUCGAAGUUAUCUCUGCGCUAAUAGCAUGGCUAAGGCGUGCUGCCUGAACAGUGGAAAGAUGUGUGAAUAUCACGAGGAAUGUGCUGAUGGAGAUGAUACUUACUCAGUAACGUUGUUUUGUGGUGCAAGUUUUCAGUCAAUACUUUCACCACGUUUCUAUUCUAAAUUCCAGCGUAUGGAAUCGUUAUCAAAAGUAUUUGCUGAGAACCAGCCAAGGAGCAAGUUACGGCGCAGAAUACCUCAUCUUAUUCCUGCCAAUACGCCUUUACCAGGAGAACAGGACAACAUUGUUGAAAUGCCUAUUUUAACUAACGAGAGUGCCAUCACUAGGCUUAAAAGGAAGAAAGCCGAACAAGAUUUUGGCACGCUCCCAGAAGUGUCUACGAUUGUUGUAGAGAGUGAAGAUAGAACACUAGUCCCUGCCUUAUCCAAAAAGACCGCUUGCGAUGAUGCGGGUAAACGGCAUCAGUUGUUUGAAACCUCUUCACUGCAGAUGCACGAAGAGAAUACGAAGAAUAUGAGAGGAGAACAUGAUCUUCAUGGCUCUACGUUCAGUGACAGUUCACGAUUAGCCAAAAGACCCAGAAGAGCUACAGGAAGCGAGGAGAAGGUGACAAAAAGCGAAAAGACAACUUAUUCUGAGCUCAAACCACUCAGUACGGAAUCCCAGGAAGAAGAUGUGAUUUUAUUUGCUUUUUGUGUAGCCACCAUCUUUCAAGCAAAAUUUCUCUUUAAAGUCCUUUAA
Molecule: messenger RNA, 2490 nt
Organism: Strongylus vulgaris
Lineage: Eukaryota; Metazoa; Nematoda; Chromadorea; Rhabditida; Strongylidae
Source: the annotation of a GenBank genome assembly